CUCUGCUCUCCGGCAGGGGGACACGGAGGAUGGAGCUGGUGAUGUCACACGUCAUUAGCAUAUUUCUGACUAUAUCUAAUGCUUGCGCAAAGACGCGCCACUACUGCUGCACCGCGCUGACCAGAGAAGCUCCAGUCUCCAGCCAACAGCGACUAACUGCAACAAUGAGCGACAAGCCCGACAUCUCAGAGGUGACCAGCUUCGACAAGUCCAAGCUGAAGAAGACAGAGACGCAGGAGAAGAAUCCCCUGCCUUCAAAAGAAACCAUCGAACAGGAGAAGGCGGCGACGUCGUGAAGCCCCCUCCCUCCCGUCAUGCACUGUACACCCCCCUUUCCUCCCGCAUUGCCUUGUUUUCAGUCACUUCUUUUAGCUGUAUAACUUUGUAACCGAAAUCAUGAAACGACAACAAUAACCUGAAGCUGCACAGCCUGUGGACGGAUGAUGCCUCCGUCAUCGGCCUCGUCCCUUCGGGGAACAUCACCGUCUGCGUGGAGAUGAGGAAGGUUCAAGCAUGAGAGGUGGAGGAGGAAGCUGCAGAUUGGUCUGACCAUGGGGAGGCCUGAGGGAGGGGCGUGGCCUGCGUCCCAGGAAGCGCAUCACCGUCUCACCACAAAAAAAACAUACACCCGACUUCUUGUGUGGCUGCUUUUGCGCCAAAGCUGAGGCGUCAAGCUUUUUUUUUUAUCAUUAUUGUUUUUUCGUCUUCUAAUUUUCGGGAAAUGCACAACUUUGUUUGUACGCUAGCCAAAAUGUAAAUGCCCCAAAAGUUGAUACUGUUGUCUGUCACAGUGUUUUUUCUUUUGUAUGUACACAAGGAUAACAACAAAAAAAGUGUAACGGAUUCCAUCUAGAUCUGGGAGAUGCUCAAAUGGACCUGAAAUUGUAACGUGCUUUGGCCCUUGUUUUGUCAGAGUGAUUCGGGAAAAGCUUUUGUGUUGCAGUCUGUCUCUGAAUUGGAUUGAGGGGGAAAUAAUCAUUCUGGCGACUUAUUCCAUGUGUUCGCUUUCGAUUGUAGAUCAGAAAUUCUUUUUGUAAAUUCCCAGCAGUCAUGUUACUCUGCCACAAACUAUUACCAGAAAUGGAAAACCGUGAAAUGUUGUAAUAAAAAAGAAUUUGUUACUAAA
Messenger RNA from Amphiprion ocellaris (clown anemonefish), 1126 nucleotides. RefSeq names its product thymosin beta 4 X-linked. The record is from RefSeq and is a predicted model, not a curated record. Gene Ontology annotation, molecular function: actin monomer binding. NCBI's taxonomy places the organism in Eukaryota, Metazoa, Chordata, Actinopteri, Pomacentridae. The transcript has 3 exons. Gene Ontology annotation, biological process: actin filament organization; regulation of cell migration. The coding region runs from base 30 to 296 and encodes 88 amino acids. Gene Ontology annotation, cellular component: cytoplasm.